CUCUCGUAAUCCUUUCCUUUCCUUUCUUUUCUUUCCUAUGUUUUCAAAACCCCCUGAAAACCCUAGAGAGUGAAAGAGGAAGAGAGAGAAACAUACACAACAUUUUCAUUCACGGUUCAUAUCAAUGGCCUCCAGAUGUCUCACCGUCGCAAAGCUUUUCCGAUCUAAACGGUCGUUCACGGUGGCCGCCUCUCCUUUCGCCGGCCACCAUCACUCUUUCAGCUCCUCCGGCCAUCGCUCCCGAGGAAGUGGCAAUGACUCCUCUACGGAUGACAGUGAUAGCUCCGAUGAAACAUCCGUUUCUGAAUCAAGGUUUUUGUACGAUGUGCAAUGUAAUAGAAUACCAGCGAGAGGCAAUAGUAAGGAUUGACAUGCCCGGAAUCGGGAAAGAAGGGCUGGAUGUUAACGUCAAAAAAAAUUCAAUCCACAUCGAAGGGAAGACAAAGAAAGAAGAUGAAGAUGAGAACGAUAUGGCAGUGAGGGCAUACUCUGGGGUGAUUGAUCUUCCUCGGGGUAUUUACAAACUCGACGAAAUCAAGGCCACCAUUAAGAUGGGUAUUCUGAAAAUGGUGAUCCCGAAGAUGAACUUCUCAACUCUCUCUGCACCGAUCGAGUUUUGUGGCGUGCCGGCCCCCUACUCCACCACCACAAAUAUGAAACGUGUGAAGGAUGUAUUCAAUAUUUAAGGUAGAUCUUAAUUGCUUGAUCGAUUUACACUCUAGCUAGCUGGUACUGUUAAAAAUUUCAGGAGUAUGAUGUUACUUGAUGUGUGUUUUCUUUGCUGCCAUAUAUGCAUAUAUGAACUAAGAACAAACAGUUAGAAAUUUUUGUGUUUGCUGCUAAUGGCAUGAUUGUCAAUUGAAGCUAUCUUAUUAGAAAUAUCAAAUGUUUUAAAUGUAGAUGUUUAUUCAAGGAGAAAGGGGUAUGGUUUUGCAUUUAUAUGUUUGAUGGAUUUCUGAUAUAUGUGUGUGUGUGUGUGUGUGUCUCAAUUAGUUUGGUAUGAAAUGGGGCCUCUGGCUGUGCUGUUGCCCUGUGUUCAUUUGUCUAAUGGUGGCAGUUAGUUUGGAAUUAAUUUGCUUUAAUUGUAUAUGUUUUGUCAAGUAGCUACAGUAUAGUAAUGGGUGAUUUGUGUUGGUGCUUGCUUCAAAUUUUGUUGUAGCUUUGAAUUAGUCAAAGGUGUUUAUUAAAUAAGAUUUAGACUCUUUGAUUAUUGGAUGUGCAAAUUUGAAUGAAGAAGAGUCAUAUUUUCUUACCUAUGCAAAAGCAGCUCCAUAUAUGAGAA
Cornus florida is the source of this 1282-nucleotide messenger RNA. RefSeq names its product heat shock 22 kDa protein, mitochondrial-like. Bases 255 to 686 code for a protein of 143 amino acids. The record is from RefSeq and is a predicted model, not a curated record. The transcript is spliced from 2 exons. Lineage: Eukaryota; Viridiplantae; Streptophyta; Magnoliopsida; Cornales; Cornaceae.